AUGGACUAUCACGAGACCCAACAGGCUGGUCAGCAAAACAACACCCCGGUGGGUCCGAACUCAGAGGCGCUGAACCACGACACGGCCGCCGCCGCAGCCGCCGGAGGAGCCGCCCUGAACCAGAACCAGCCGGCGCAGAAAUCCAGCAAGAAUAAGCAUCGCGAUGUCACCACAAAGGGCAAGUACCUGUUGAACGAUUUCCAGAUUCUUCGGACGUUGGGCACGGGCUCGUUUGGCCGUGUGCACUUGUCACGGUCGGUCCACAACGGCCGGUUCUACGCCAUGAAGACAUUGAAGAAGGAGAGGGUCAUCAACAUGAAACAGGUGGAACACACCAACGAUGAGAGGAGAAUGUUGAAGCUCGCGCAGCAUCCGUUCAUCAUCCGCAUGUGGGGCACGUUCCAGGACUGCCACAACUUGUUUAUGAUUAUGGACUACAUCGAAGGCGGUGAGCUUUUCUCCUUGUUGCGUAAGUCUCAGCGGUUUCCUACACCCGUGGCUAAGUUUUACGCUGCCGAAGUGUUUCUCGCCAUCGAGUACCUCCACAACCUUGAUAUCAUCUACAGAGACUUGAAGCCAGAGAACAUUCUCUUGGACAAAAACGGGCACAUCAAGCUUACCGAUUUCGGCUUUGCCAAAGAGGUCACCGACGUGACAUACACCUUGUGCGGUACGCCGGACUACAUUGCGCCGGAAGUGGUGGCAACCAAGCCGUAUAACAAAUCCGUGGACUGGUGGUCCUUUGGCAUUCUUAUUUUUGAGAUGCUCACGGGCUACACGCCGUUCUACGACCCCACGCCCAUGAAAACGUACGAGAACAUCUUGAACGGUACCAUCACGUACCCAGACUACUUACCGCCCGACAUCCUCGACUUGCUCCAGAAACUCAUUGUGAAGGACUUGACGCAGAGACUAGGUAAUCUUCAGAACGGCAGUGACGAUGUGAAGAACCACCCGUGGUUCAAGGAGGUCAUUUGGGAGCGUCUACUUUCGAGAGACAUUGAGACGCCGUACGAGCCGCCCAUCACGUCCGGUGUGGGCGACACAUCGCAGUUCGACCGUUAUCCCGAGGACAAGGAACUCGAUUACGGUAUCACGGGCGUCGACGAUCCGUAUGGGGAGCUUUUCGCUGACUUUUAA
Candidozyma pseudohaemuli is the source of this 1140-nucleotide messenger RNA. RefSeq names its product cAMP-dependent protein kinase catalytic subunit TPK1 (gene TPK1). Gene Ontology annotation, molecular function: ATP binding; cAMP-dependent protein kinase activity. The record is from RefSeq and is a predicted model, not a curated record. Lineage: Eukaryota; Fungi; Ascomycota; Pichiomycetes; Serinales; Metschnikowiaceae. Gene Ontology annotation, cellular component: nucleus; cAMP-dependent protein kinase complex. The coding region runs from base 1 to 1140 and encodes 379 amino acids. The transcript has a single exon. Gene Ontology annotation, biological process: peptidyl-serine phosphorylation.